Messenger RNA from Aspergillus pseudonomiae, 1015 nucleotides. RefSeq names its product Isochorismatase-like protein. Bases 289 to 924 code for a protein of 211 amino acids. NCBI's taxonomy places the organism in Eukaryota, Fungi, Ascomycota, Eurotiomycetes, Eurotiales, Aspergillaceae. The record is from RefSeq and is a predicted model, not a curated record. The transcript has 3 exons.
CUUUACCCCAUACGAACAGAGUAAAACAGCCAAUCCUCCGUAGGGCAAGUCCCUGCAAACGGGUCGAUGGAAGGUUACUUGUCAUACGGAGUAGAGUUGGGUAGUUACGUUGAGCUUGGUAAGUUUCUCAUAAUCCAGUGCCAACGGAGCUCCUUCUGCUAGGAUUUCGCAAUGUAGCAGAGCGAGAAAAGCACAUAUAAAUCCCCUCGACCUCUGCUCCAAUCCAUUCGUGCCCAUACUACACCAAGAACAGCAAUCAAGCAAGUUCAUCUCCAGCGACCAUCAACCAUGGCUCCUCCUACCUAUACCCGUCUUGACAAGGACAACUGUGUCUUUCUGUUUAUCGACCACCAGUCGGGUCUGAUUCAGUUAGUCCACGAUUUCGAACCGAGCGAGUUCCGGAACAACGUGUUAGCUCUUGUCAGGGUCGCUAAAUACUAUGGGGCGCCGUCCGUUCUGACCACCUCCUUUGAGACGGGACCCAAUGGGCCUAUCGCCAAGGAAAUCGUGGACGAACUUCCUAAUGCUCCCCUCAUUCGGCGCCCUGGACAAAUCAACGCGAUGGACAACGAAGAUUUUGUCCAAGCCAUCAAGGCGACUGGAAAGAAGCAGGUUGUCAUUAGCGGCGUUUUAACCGAAAUCUGUGCGACCUUCCCCGCUCUUAGCCUGGUCGAACAGGGAUAUGAUGUGUUCCUGGUGACCGAUGCGAGUGGAACCUUUGCGGAACACACGCGGGAAGCAUGCCAUAAGCGACUUGCUCAGCAUGGUGUGCAGCUCCUCAAUUGGGCCGCUGUCGCUGCGGAGUUGCACCGCGACUGGCGUCGGGAUAUCAGUGGAUUUGGUGCUAUCUGGCGCGACCACGUUCCUGGAUAUUGGUGCUUGAUGCAGAGUUACGAAUCUGCCGGUCAGAAUGCUCAGAAGUAAUCACGCCGAAUAUAGUCCUCGAUAAUAUCAUAACGUCAGGAUAGUUAUAUGCCAUAGCCAAUGAAGACACCAUAGGUGCAGUUUCAUCAGC